This is a messenger RNA of Gymnodraco acuticeps, 3705 nucleotides long. Its product is annotated as secretory carrier-associated membrane protein 1-like. Gene Ontology annotation, biological process: protein transport. Lineage: Eukaryota; Metazoa; Chordata; Actinopteri; Perciformes; Bathydraconidae. Gene Ontology annotation, cellular component: trans-Golgi network membrane; recycling endosome membrane. The coding region runs from base 176 to 1216 and encodes 346 amino acids. The transcript is spliced from 10 exons. The record is from RefSeq and is a predicted model, not a curated record.
CGCUCCUGCCAUUUUUGUGCUACUGGCUAGCUUGCUUAGCAAGGGGUCUCCAUCAGCAGGAGGCGGAGAAAGACUGCGGGCAAACAGAGAGAGCAGUCGAAUCAAGAGACUGAACCUUACCUGGAGAACCGGGGGGCUCUUCCACACAGGAAACAGUUAUUAGAAAGGCUGUACAAUGUCCGAUUUUGACAGCAACCCGUUCGCAGACCCGGACUUCAGCAAUCCCUUUCAGGAUCCCUCAGUGACUCAGGUGACCCGGUCUGCCCCUCCUGGUGGUCUGGAGGAGUAUAAUCCCUUCACAGAUGCCAAAACGGCGGCCCCUGGGAAUGCUCCCAAAGCGACUCCUGUACCUUCCCAGCAGAACACACAACCUGCCAUCAUGAAACCCACAGAGGAGCCGCCAGCCUACUCACAGCAACAGAGUCAGCGGCGCAAUGAGGACCAAGCACGUGUUCAGGCGGAGUUGUUGAGAAGGCAGGAGGAGCUGGAGAAGAAAGCGGCAGAACUCGAUCGUCGGGAGAGAGAACUCCAGUCCCACGGAGGAGGGCGUAAGAACAACUGGCCUCCACUGCCAGAGAAGUUCCCCGUUGGUCCAUGUUUCUACCACGACAUUGCAGUGGACAUUCCUGUAGAGUUCCAAAAGACCGUGAAGAUCAUGUACAACCUUUGGAUGUUCCAUGCAUGCACGCUCUUUGUGAACAUGUUCGGCUGCCUGGCAUGGUUCUGUGUGGAUACAUCUCGCGGUGUAGAUUUUGGCUUGGCCAUGCUAUGGUUCCUGCUGUUCACUCCCUGUUCCUUUGUCUGCUGGUACAGACCGCUUUACGGGGCUUUUAGGAGUGACAGUUCAUUCCGCUUCUUUGUCUUCUUCUUCAUCUAUAUCUGUCAGUUUGGCGUUCACGUUUUACAAAGUAUUGGCAUCGCUGGCUGGGGUACAUGUGGUUGGAUCGCAGCUUUAACUGGUCUGAAUAUCAACAUCCCAGUGGGCAUCAUCAUGGUGCUGAUCUCAGCUCUGUUCACUGCGCUGUCCGUGGGAUCACUCAUCAUGUUUAAAAGGGUGCACGCACUGUAUCGUACCACCGGGGCCAGUUUUGAGAAGGCUCAGCAGGAGUUUGCAACUGGGGUCAUGUCUAACAAGACCGUCCAGACCGCGGCCGCCAACGCCGCAGCUAAUGCUGCAACCAAUGCUGCUCGUGGGGCCUUCAAACCUCAGCCAUAAACAGACGCGCCCACAUACAUGCACACAUGCUCAUAAAUAGAAGCAUACACUCACACACACAAAUGUUGGAGGUGUACAACUCUGGCCUUGCAGGUUCUCAGAUCAAAUGAAUUCUAUUUAUGAAUGUUGUUAUUCUAAGAUUGGCCUACACACGUUGCUAAAAAAUAGUAACCAGAGUUGUCCACCUUCACUUAAGAUCCAGUUUUAGUAAAAAACUCUCAAGUAGUUGAAUCAUCCACAAAGAUACUCAAGAUGUGCUCUGAGUGUGUGGGAUUUCAUAACUCGCUCCUCUUUCCCCGUCCUCCUGUCCCGUUGAGGUGUUUCUAAGUCAGGCAGAGGUUGCAGUAUUUUUGUCAUGGUGAUGACCUCCAGACAGCUUCCUGCCAGGUAAAUUCAGUAUAGAUUAAUGAAAAGUGAUAAUAUGAUCAUGGUGUUUUGCACAUAGUUCUGUUUUCUUGGUCACAAAAUGAAAGUACAGAGGGUGUUUGUAUGGCUGGGCCUGCGCGUGAAUGUGUACUUCACUUAACGAGAACUCUUUCAUUUAGAUCUGAAAGGUUAAUCAUCCUUGUCCUACAUCUGUACUUCUAUUCUGAGAUGAAUACACUCCUGGUCAUUCAUAUUAGUAAAAGUAUUUCAGUAUUAUUUUAUCUAGGACCUUCCUGCAGCCCUUAGCAGUGACUUAUUUCUGAAAUAUUCCCUGUUUGUGAGCUAUACUUCAAACACCAAAGUGGGAUAGCUUCAUAAGAUUUGACAGCAUGAUAAAGACAUGCAUGUUCAGCACACUCAACGUAGCUGUUUUUCAAAGCCAAUGUCCACUAUUAGCCUUUUCUCUGGUUACAGGUGGGAACUGGUUUAGGGGGAGGAAUGUCAGCCUACCUAUUUUUCCCUAGUUGGAUUAUGUGUGAAGUGAGCUGUGAAGUCAGUGCAUGUCCCUGGUUGACUGAUUGAUGAUGUUUGGAUCUAUUUGUGAAGACACACUGAACCCCCAGGUCAGCAGGGUCACCAGUUCUCACCACAAACCCAAAAGAGGGUCAGUCAGAUGCUUUCAUGGCCAGGUGCAACUAAAAAGGGACAAACAUGAGAAAUAUCCACUUUUCUUUAUGUACUUUAGGUGUGGCAUUAACAGACUACUGGGUGGCUUCAUCUCAGUUGUUUUUGUAGCACUCUGUUUAAAACUAACGCUGAAUCUUGUGCUGUUAUUAUUCUUUUGGAAAAAGACACAUUCAUAGAGAGGACGGAGAGAAGUGAACAGCCUUUCUUUGACGAUGACAUUGGUUUUGAUUUUUCUAGAGAUUAACCUGUAUACAUAAAAAAGUGAAACUGAUACUGUGUUUACCUCCACAACAUAGCUAACACUCCAUUUGCUUUUCUAAAGACAAAAGCAGUCAGUCCAGUUGUUUUUCCUCUGGCAUAAGAAGUUUCAUAUCUAAAUUGAACAUUUAGUAAGAGAGGAUUCAGUGAUAUGACUAAAUGAAUUAAUUUAUAUACAAUAAUAACAGUGUUAUUCAGAACUAAGUUGUACAGACUACUGUCAGUGAAGUGAAAUAUGGACAUGUGUUAUUUGUCGCGGUGGUGAACGUCUGAAGCUGUGCACGAUGACUGGUGAUGCCGGUUUUACAAAUGUAUGGACCGAACAUUAUAGUAGAUGAAAUAAUCCUGUGAAUAGAACCAAGUUGACGAUCAAUGAUUUGUUAGGAAAUCAGCCAACGCCUCGACUAUUGUUUUUGUUUGUUAAUAUUUUUGUUUUAAGUUCAUUGCACUUUCUUGUUUUACGUUGAACUUAGUGCAAAAGACAAGCGUUGUUAUUUAUGGUGUAAUUUAAGUUGUUUGCAUUUUCCAAUUUGUUUGGUUUGAUUUUACAUGAUGUGUUAUGUUUGUGUGGUUUUGUAAUGACAUGAUCAUAACAUCAGCUAGAUUUAAGAGUGUUUAAUGACUUUGCAACUUGACCCUGCAAGAUGUGCUGGAAUGGAUGAGAAUGUGUAGGAUUCGUAUGAAAGGCCCUAAAGUGUUAUUCUGUGCAGAAAAGCUGUGAGAAAUCUACCAAAUGUCCAUAUAGAUUUGUUUUUAAAUCUUGGUUAGUGAUGUGUUCCCUUGCCAUGUUUUACUUUAAGAUAUUACUUUUAUUUUGCUACAAACACCCACAUGAUUCCCAUGUGUCUAAAGUUUUGGAAAGUUGUCAAGAAUCAUGCCACAGAAUCAUUUCUUGAUGUAUUUGGGCAAGUUGGUCCGCAGUAUAACCGAUGUAUUUGAAGUUUGCUGACACAUCACUGUGUUUUUUACCCGUGACCAUGUUAUUUCACUGAAUCAGAGAAGAAACCUAUUCAAAAAGGGACACUUGUAUAUUUUGUAAAGUUGAAAAUUUGAUCCCCAUUAUCAAUCACAUGUAAAAAGAACUUAAUGCACUCUUGUCUGGCCUUUGUUGCAUGUGAAAUAGUUUGAGUUUUGUAUAUUUAUGGUAUUAACAUGGAAUAAAAUGUGAAAGAAAUAUU